GUAUGACACAUGUAUGACAUUUAAGAGAAAUCCAAAAUCUAAUUUUGUAUCUGUUUUAAUUUUAAUAUAAAUAUUCAUUAAGUUUCUUAAUCUUGAUAUUGUGCUAAUAGUGAUGUCGAAUUAAGCAAAAAUAAUAUAAAACACUGACGUAUAAUAAUAAUAAUAGCACACUCCUGAUAAGAGAAUGAAAUGGAUCCAACAGAUCAUAAAAAAAUUAACUUAGAAGAGUUAUCAAAGGAUGAUUUAUUAAAACGUUAUAAAGGUUUAGUAAUACUAGUGCAAAAAAUUAAAGCUUCCAAAGCAGAAUUGGAAGAGGAAAAUAAUACAUUAAAAGGGCUUAACGAGGAACAAUCAAAGACAGUAUCACAAGAAAUCGUUGAUAAGUUUACUGAAGAAAAGUUAUUUUUUGUUUCCGAAAUUAAUGAUUUAAAGGAAAAAAAUAAUUAUUUAAAGAGCGUAAAUAUCAAUUUAGAAAAAGACAUAAGUUCUUUCAAAGAAUUGCAAGAAAAAUACAAUUGGCUUGAAACUGAAAAUAGUUCAUAUUGUAGGCAGAUAUCUCGGUUAACAGAAGAAAAUGAACAGCUUUUCACUGAUUUGUCUACAUUAGAAAUACAAAUAUCAGAACUGAAUAAGUUAGGUAAGCAACAACAGGAAGAGUUAUUACAAUUAGAAAAGAAAAAUGAAACUAAUUUAACAGAUUUACAAAGUAAACUCUCAGAGAUGUGUUUAGAAAAUGAAGCUUUAACUAAUAAAUUACUUUCCAAAGAACAUGAAGUCAUUCAGUUGUCUAUAGAACUAGAAAACUUAAAAUCUAAAAGCAAUUCAACUAGUGAUAAUAUCUGUGUUAAAAACACUGAAGAUUUAGAAGUUAAAAUUGAUAGUGAUAGCAAAAAACUAUUAGAAAGUCAGAAGCAAAAUAAAAACUUAAAGGAUAAGUUAAAAUGUUAUCAUACAAAACUUAAGAAAUUUGCAUUAAAUACAAAAGAAAUAAAAGAGCAAAAAAAUGAAAUAAUUAAAAAUUUUAAAGCAUACAUUAUUCAGAUAAAAGAAUGGAAAGAACAGCUGUAUAUUGCUAGCAAUAAUUUAGUUAAAGUUAUUAAUAAUCUUGAAACAGAAAAUAAAGUUUUAAAAGAGUAUAAGGAAGAUAAAAUUAAAGAACUUAGUGAUCAAUUGCUAUUGCAUCAAAUAGAAUUAAAAAGCCUUAAUGAAGAGAUUUUUAUAAAAGAAAAAAAAUAUAAAGAGGACAUCGAUAAAUUAAAUAUGACUCUGCGAGAAUCUUUAGCUACAGAAAAACAACUGGCAGUAGAAUCUAGUUCAGAAAUUUUGAGACUUAAACAUAGCAAUAAGAAUUUGGAGGAUCAAAUUACUCAGAUGACAGAAAUGUUCAAUAAAGGAAAUAAAUCUGAAAUUUCUACAAUGUCACAAACUGAUGAUAAUCUAAUACUUCUUACUAGUUCUGGUCCUACCAGUAACGAAAACGGCAUCAAUCUUAAAAGGGAAAAUUCGGAACUGUUACAUGAAAUGAACCAGAUGAAUCAAGUUUUAAAGGAAAGAGGUGAAAUAAUAUCAAAAUUAGAAGUGCGUUGUGAAGAAAUUACAAAGAAAUUACAAUUUUACGAAGCUCAAGCAAAUAAAAGUGUAGAUUCAAUUACUGAAAAAGAUGGUAUUAUAAAGAAACUUACCCUUGAGAAUGAAUCCUUAAAAAAUAUGAAUAUAAAAAAAGAUUUUACCUAUAUAUCAACAAAUACUUGUAUUCCAGAAAAUAGUUAUGUUGAAAGUGAUACAAUGUCAACAUCUACAAUUUCAAGAACUGAUGAAAGUAACCGUUUAAAGGAAUUUGAGGGACCGUGGGAAGAAAGAUAUGGUAAACUUAGAACUCUGGCUAUUAAGUUAAAAAGUAAAGUUAAAGAACAAAGUGGUAUUAUAAAUCAGCUUGAAAGUGAAAGAGAAGAUUUACAACAGAAAUUAUCAAAUAACUUAAAAACAAUUCAGAAUUUACAGAAUGAAAUUGACACCCAGCAAGAUAAGUUUAACCAACUUAAUGUUGAAAAUAAAAAAUAUAUCACUAAACUCAAUUCUGUUGCUGAAACUAUAUCAAAGGACAAGCUAAUAUUAGUUGAAAAAGAUGAAUUAGCUGCAACACUAUAUAAAGAGAUUGAACAAUUAAAUAAUGAAAAAAAAACUGUUGAAGCUUGGAAAAAGCAAAUCAGUUCCAAAGUACAAACUCUUAGAAAGGAGUUGGAAGCCAAAAAUUUAGUAAUAAAAUCAUUUGAGUCUAAAGUAACUAAACUGGAAUUGGAAUUGGAAAUUAAAGGGAAGGAGUUAUUAACUGAACAAGAAAACCACAAGCAAACUAGAGAUCUUUUAGAUGAAACUACUAGUAUUAGCAAGAAAAAUUCAGUGCUAAACUUAGAAAUGAAAGAUUAUGAGAAAACUGUGAAAGAACUACUUCAAAAAAUUGAUCAGCAAACAAGUGAUAUAGAAAAUUUGCAAUCACAGCUUGAUAUACAAAAAAUGACUGUUAGUGCUCUAAAAGAGCAAACUAAGACUCUUGAAGGACAAAGAGAGGAGAAUGAACAAGCAAACAAUUCAUUUAUUGCAGAAAUUGAUGCAUAUAAAAAAAAAGAAAUUGAUUUUGAAAACAUUGUGCAACAGAAAGAGACACAAAUUUUGGAUCUUACCAAAGCAUUUCAGUCUGCAAAAUCUGAAAAUGAAGAACUAUCAACUGAACUUUCUAAGGUAAUUGCAGAUAAUCAGAAGUUUACCCACAGUCUUAAAUAUGACAGAGAUCAAUUAAGAAACCAUGUAUCAAGUCUCCAACAAAGUUUAAGAGAAGCAUCAGAUAAGUUAAUUUUGAAAGAAGAUGAAUUAAGGAUUCUUAAAGAUGAUUAUGAAACAUAUAAAGUUAGAGCUCAAAGUGUACUUAAAAAGAAUCAUACAAGGGAUUUAGGUCUAGAAGAAAAAUUGUCUGAAGAGGUUACUACAAUUAAAUCAUAUAAUAGUGAAAUCCAAAAUGAGUUACAGGUUUCAAAAGAGCAUUUGCAUAAGGCUAAUUUAAACAAUGAACAGCUGACAUCUGAAAACAAUAAGCUUCUUAAAAAAUGUCAAGAGUUGCAAGAGGAAAUAGAGGAACUAAAAUGUCAUUAUGAGAAGCUGUCUGAAAAACAUCAAACAUCAACUUUGGAACACUCUGAAACAAUCAGAAACUUAAAAGUUCAUGCUGAAACUCUUGCACAAUGUUAUCGUCAAAAACUUUCUGAACAAGAGAUGCGACAUAAUAGAGAAAUAAUUGAAAUACAAAGUCAUAAUGAUAAACCAGCUUCACCUGUAGAAACCACACUUGUUCAUCCCAAUAUGUUGAGAGAAGAAGGUGAAGGUUCUGAAAACACAGAUUCAGUUCAGCCUAGCAAAGUCUACCCAGUUCCGUUGGAAAGAUUGCUAAGCUCAAAAACCGACGAGGAAACAAACGUAAUUAAAAAACAAGUGCUUGAGCAAGAAUCCAAGGUUUUACAUUUAACUGCAUUAUUGUCAGAUACUGAACAAGAUUUAGCAAAACAUGUUCAAAUGAACAAACUACUAAAGGAGGAAAUUAGACGUCAUCAGAGAUCGUUAGAGAGAGAACAACAUGCCGAAAAUUUGGAGUAUUUAAAAAAUGUUGUAUUUAAAUUUCUGACUCUAAACAGUGGGGAUGAAAGAAGCCGAUUGGUUCCAGUUUUAAAUACAAUUCUUAAAUUAAGUCCGGAAGAGACACAAAAAAUAAAUAUGGUUGCUAAAGGUGAUCCUGGGAUUAAAGCUUGGGCUAGUUAUUUACCUUUAUGGUCGCCUAAUAAACCCCAGUAAUAUUUAUUAUUUGUUUAAAUAUUUGUAAUUAUAUUUAAAAUAUAUUUUAAAAAUAC
Messenger RNA from Sitophilus oryzae (rice weevil), 3896 nucleotides. RefSeq names its product GRIP and coiled-coil domain-containing protein 2-like. The record is from RefSeq and is a predicted model, not a curated record. Lineage: Eukaryota; Metazoa; Arthropoda; Insecta; Coleoptera; Curculionidae. Bases 190 to 3840 code for a protein of 1216 amino acids. The transcript has 5 exons.